AUGGCGUCCAACAAGAUCAUCCUCAAGAGCUCCGACGGUGAAUCCUUCGAGGUAGACGAAGCCGUUGAUGUUGAGUCCCAGCCAGCGUGGACGACUGCGCCAGUAACGGAACCCUGCUUCCUAAUGUCACCGGAGCCAGCCACCUUAGCCAAGGUUAUUAAGUACUGUAAGAGCAUGUUGAGGCCGCUGCUGACAAGGAUUUUUUGUGGGUCCACUGAGAACGAUAAGCUUAAGACUUGGGAUACCGAAUUCGUCAAAGUCGAUCAGCCUACACUCUUUGAUCUCAUCCUCGCGGCCUCAACGUGUUUCUUACAGUACUCAAUAACCUCAGCCAAGCCCUCGAUCAUGAGGCUGACGGCGCUGAAGCCACACCUCCAUUAUCACUCUACAUUAGAUGAAUUCAUGGGUUGUAAAUUUUAUUAA
Molecule: messenger RNA, 423 nt
Organism: Camelina sativa (false flax)
Lineage: Eukaryota; Viridiplantae; Streptophyta; Magnoliopsida; Brassicales; Brassicaceae
Product: SKP1-like protein 4
Biological process (GO): ubiquitin-dependent protein catabolic process
Source: RefSeq, a predicted model, not a curated record